Molecule: messenger RNA, 429 nt
Organism: Lactuca virosa
Lineage: Eukaryota; Viridiplantae; Streptophyta; Magnoliopsida; Asterales; Asteraceae
Source: the annotation of a GenBank genome assembly
AUGGAUGUAGCGGUGGUUGAACCUUCUGGUUUUAGACCAGAGAGGAAAUUAGGGCUCCCUAAUUUAACAACUCAAUCCCAGUUACACUUUUCAACAAGGGCAUCCAAACACAGCUAUGAAGUCGAUCUGCUAAGAGGAGCGAAGGAUUCAGGUAGUUCAGAAAGUAGAAUGGAUUUGGAAAUGGAAGAUGAGGGAAGGAUUAAGGUAGUUCAAGAAGGAGUGGUACCUGAUUAUGUUUUUGAUGAUCUUGAAAGACGUGAAUUUGCAACAGUAACAUAUGGGAGCAUUUCCGUAAGCGUGAGGGGAAAUGGAGCUGUAAUGAUGCAGAAGGGAGGUGAUGACUCAAAGAAAGCGAGUACUCCAUGGGUUCCAGAUCCAGUUAUAGGUUACUACAAGCUAGAGGGACAAACCUCUGUGAACAGAUGUUGA